This is a messenger RNA of Solea senegalensis (Senegalese sole), 1843 nucleotides long. RefSeq lists its product as uncharacterized. Bases 326 to 961 code for a protein of 211 amino acids. The transcript has 3 exons. Lineage: Eukaryota; Metazoa; Chordata; Actinopteri; Pleuronectiformes; Soleidae. The record is from RefSeq and is a predicted model, not a curated record.
GGGUACUGAGCCAAACUGGUGUUAUGUAACGGGUCCACAGCUUCUCCUUCUCCUGAUGUUGAAUUACUAUGUAAGCGGCUCUGGGUCACGUCGGAACACGGGAUACGCGAACAUCUCCAGAUGUGCACAUGAGCGCGGGAUUAUUUAAGGAAAUUGACUUUCGGAGCUGAUUAGUAGCAGCUUUAAACUUAAUUGAAAACUGACCUUAAACACUGCCAAGGAUCACGUCUGUGUUGGUUAAUAUUCAACUGUGGGAGUUUGUGCCAGUUGUGCGCCAGAAGAGAGGGAUUUGGAAAUGAGUGUGUGGGUUUAAAAAGCAGCAGUCAUGGGCAGCGGACCGAGCCGAGGGAAGAAAGUGGCUCCCGCGUGCGUCAGUGAAGUGAACGUGACUCAAACCACGGCCGGUGUCACUUCACGCAAACGGGACUGUGGCCCAUUCAAGCCUCUCAAGAUCCACGCGGUUUUGCGCAACGCGCGCAACCGCGCGCAACAGGACUGUCACAGCGAGGGUCCCGACUCCGACCUGUCCGGGGAGGACGACGACGCUGCUGUCGUGGACGACGGAGAAGUGGACACGGUCCACGCAGACGAUGACGAGUCCGCGAGGAAACCGCCGACAAAGAAGACUUUCGUCAAGUCGUCUAAAACGUACGGAUUAUGUCACUUCAGCCGAGCGGACACGGAGGACGAGGUGAGCGCCGCCGAGGAGCCACGUGGCCCCCGCUGUGGAGCACGAGAUGUAAACAACAGGAGCGGCGACGCUUUCACGCACUGUCCCACUCAGCACAGUUCUACCUCACAGGGCUUUUUGACAAGAGGGGUUUUGCUGGAUGCUGUUUCCACGUCAGAGAAACAAUCGACGUUUGGCAGCUGCGACAGCUCGUCUCUCACCAUGCCAGUCAUCCUGUACGAUGGAUCAGAGGAGGAGCUGAUGGACACUAUUGAGCGAGAGUACAGUUGACCCAGCUGUGGGUUCUGCAGCAAGGACACUGUCCCUUUUCGAGCUUUGCUUUUAUGGGAUGCAGCAGUCUGCAGAGGGCAUUUUGAAUAAUAACAAUAAGGGAACCAGGGUUUCUUCUGACAAAUUCCCCCCGCUUCAUGGGAAGGCUGCUUCAUUGUAUUUCUGCAUUUCUUUAUUCCCUGGAUAAAUUCCAUAUGUGCAGCAGCCCAUGGCUUUGCUUAUACCAGAGUCUUACUUAACAGAGUUAUAACGGUUGCCUGAACACAUGCCAGGAGGUUCUCCUGUCUUAUACACCAGAGCUGUUGACAGACAGAGGCCUCCUUGGUUUGUUGUUUGCAGUGGUAAGGUGUCUCUAUCGCCCUCCCACAGAGUAUGCACCCACAGGUUACCUAUUAUUUGGCUUUACUUUAACUUAACUCUGUUAAUCGCUAAAGGAGACGACACUGGUGUUUCUCCGAUUGCUGAAAUGUGGAGGCUUUGAGAACUGGGGCACAUUCUUUAGGCCUUGCGACUCUUGUUAUAUGCAAGAAAAAAAACAAAAAAAAAACAUUUUCCACCAGCACUUGAGUGCUCUCAUUGUAUAGGGCUGUCGUUUUUCAUGCCGAGGUACGAGCCGUGGUUGUUUAUUUAAGGGUUUUUUUUUUUUCUUCCUGACCACAGUUCCUGUCCUUUUUCACACUAAUGAAGAAGGAAUGUGUGGCAACAGAGACUCUCAGUUUAACCCAGCUGCAUAUCUGCUCAUUUAAGUCCACAUUGAAGCACAGAUGUCUGCUGCCACUUAGUGGUGGAGCAGAGCAUGCACACUUCUCCACUCAUGCAGGAAAUUUUGCACUUCCUCAAGAUUAUGGACACUAAAUAGUAAAUAAAUCAUUUACGACCAUU